GUGGCCCUCACCUGUCCUCUCAGGUGUGGCUCAGCAGCAGCAGCAGCAGAACCUUCAUCCUUCACUUCCAUCUCACACAGGAGGCGACUGUGGGAGGAAGAUGAACUGGGGUUUUUUGGAGAACGUCCUCAGUGGGGUCAAUAAGUACUCCACUGUCAUCGGGCGGAUUUGGCUCUCAGUGGUCUUCCUCUUCCGUAUCCUGGUAUACGUGGCCGCAGCUGAGCAGGUGUGGAAGGAUGAGCAGAAGGACUUUGUGUGCAACACGCGGCAGCCCGGCUGUGAGAACGCCUGCUUUGACCACUUCUUCCCCAUUUCCCAGGUCCGCCUGUGGGCGCUUCAGCUCAUCAUGGUGUCCACACCGUCCCUGCUGGUGGCGCUGCACGUGGCCUACAGGGAGCACAGGGAGGCCAAGUACAAGCGCCGAUUCUAUGAAGACAAAGGCAGAAUAGAUGGAGGACUCUUCUGCACCUACACCAUCAGUCUGGUCUUCAAGACGGGCUUCGAGGUGGCGUCCCUGCUCGCAUUCUACUUCCUGUACCAUGGCUUUGAGGUGCCCAUCCUGCUCCGCUGCAGCCAGAGUCCAUGUCCCAACACUGUGGACUGUUUCAUCGCCAGAGCGACAGAGAAGAAGAUCUUCCUCUACAUCAUGGGCUGCACGUCCAUCCUGUGCAUCAUGCUCAACUUUGUGGAGCUGCUGUACAUCAUGUGGAAGCAGGUGUGGAAGUGUGUCACCAAGUGGUACGUCCCCGUGGUAGAGAAGACUCCCAGCAGGUCCAUGGCGUCCAUCAUCAACCCGCAUGCAGCAGCUGAACCCGCAGUAAACACAGGGGCAAGUCCCAGUCAGCAAAACCAGUCAGUCUAGUCUGAAAGUGCUCAGUCAGACUAUCAACACUAAAUCUACAGCAUCAUGUUUCAAUAAAUAGGGAGGGUUCAAGAGCAGCACAGAAGUCAAAACUGAGAAAAAAAAACAAAAAAAACAAAGCAAGACUCAACAGGACCUCCAUCCAGAUGUUUUCCACCACUGCUCCAGGGCAGGAUUAUAGUGCAGGAGGUCAGGGGUCCAUCAAACCAGUUCCUCCUCACUCAGGGACCUCAUAGUGUUCCCAGGCCAGAUGGACUAUGAUCCCUCUGUAACCACCUCUGUCCACUUGGAGGUGGACCAAUAUCAGGUGACCAAACCACUAAAGUGACUUCAAGGUAGAUGAGCAGCGGUGCUAGUGGGAGGUCCCUCUCGAUUACAGAGUUCCUGACGCAGACACUAAAACCAAACCACAGCGGUCUAGAACCAAAUAAUGGUUAAUAAUGGCUGGAACAUAACUCAUCUGGUUUUACUUUCUCCCUUCACAACAGUAAGAGCAACACCUGAAUUCCUGCUGACAGUCCAUCAGUCUCAUGUUCCCGCUGCUCCUCAACACAUCUGGACUUUUUCACAUGGAGCAGAAACCUGCUCCGGAUCUGGAUGGGUCCAUCCUGUGGAUGAUGAGCGUACGACAGGCUGAGCCCAAACUACAAACUGUCCCAUGGAGCACUGGAGGUCACGACCCAAAGCACUGGAUUAAUACCUCAGUGGUCACGCGUCCGUGUAUCACUGGAACAGAUUUGUGCGCUUGGAAGACGGCAAGGAGGCGAAUUCUACGUCCACAUGUUGAGUUUGAGCAAGAUCCAACAUGCUGCUGCCUUCCUGACUGGACCAGACCCCGGCCACGCCCACAUCCAGCUAUGACAGCCAAUCACAAGAGACAAAGAUGCUGAAUUGUAACAUUUCAAUUAGUUCAGUUUUGCAUAUUUCCUUCAAGUCAUCAGUUAUAUUAAUACCAGGUUACUGGUUAGUUUAACCAGCUCACACCUGUGUUUUGGUGGUUAAUGCUGCUGCCUCACAGAGGCCUAAAGGUUUGAGAUGCAGCUUUCUGGAUGGAAAGUUGUAGGUUUGAUACCCUAAACAAUGUGAGGGAGUAAAGCAGAAGAACAGCGCCCUCUAGCUGCCACCUAAGUGCCCUUGAGCAAGUUCCUUAAUGCCCGAAGUACUCAAUCUGCAUCAUAGCAGUCCAGUCAAGAUAACGUCAAGAUCAGAGAUCACAACCCUGUCGCUGGAGGUCACCUGCUGCACUCACAUCUGUUUUGUUGAGUCUGUUUGGGAAACUUAAGCUUCUGGGUGCAGUAAAAAUUUAAACGUUCAAAGUACAUGAAAAUCAGUUUAUUCUUUUGACAUCUUGUAAUAACUUUUUAAUAGCAGCAGCAAAGACAGAAGUCACUUUAGUCUCGUUGCCUUCAUGUUUCUGGAAAAAAAAAAAAAUUUUCUGCCGAGUCCUUGAGUGUGUCAGCAAAGUCCUGAGAAACGGGAUUUUAGAUCUUGUGCUCGUUAGUUACCUAGGGUCAAAGGGCACAUAACAUCACCGGCCUUGUGUGUGUGUGUGUGCAUUUGGUUUUGUGCAGUUUUUCCUCAGACUUAAUAUUCAUGACACACUUUAAGUGAUUUUAUCGAAAUAACAUUUCUAACUUUGCAGGAUGGAAAAUUUGAGUAUUAGGUGAAAACGUAAAACCUUUGGGAUUUUUUUUUUUUUUUAAUUUUCUUAUACAACUGGUACAUUUUUGUUUCUGAAUGUUUUUGUAUCCCGGACUUGUAUUUUCUUUCUUUUGCACAGCACCAAAUUUACAAUUAAAUUUCCAAAUCUCUUAAAUCGAGCGGGAUUGUUUAUAAAUUUCCUUCAAAUUUAUAAAAGCAAGUGUCCAAAAAUAAAUCAAAACACCUGU
Molecule: messenger RNA, 2751 nt
Organism: Thalassophryne amazonica
Lineage: Eukaryota; Metazoa; Chordata; Actinopteri; Batrachoidiformes; Batrachoididae
Gene: gjb7
Product: connexin 28.8
Exons: 2
Coding region: 101-862 (253 amino acids)
Biological process (GO): cell communication
Cellular component (GO): connexin complex
Source: RefSeq, a predicted model, not a curated record